Molecule: messenger RNA, 2397 nt
Organism: Suricata suricatta (meerkat)
Lineage: Eukaryota; Metazoa; Chordata; Mammalia; Carnivora; Herpestidae
Gene: LRRTM2
Product: leucine rich repeat transmembrane neuronal 2
Exons: 2
Coding region: 105-1655 (516 amino acids)
Cellular component (GO): extracellular matrix
Molecular function (GO): protein binding
Source: RefSeq, a predicted model, not a curated record
ACAGGAAACUGGUCAAAGGCUCCUGCAUGUUAGAGCCUUUUACAGACUCACUGCGUUGAGUCUAACAACCGCGACUGAAUGCAGCCUCCAAUGUGCUCAGAAGAAUGGGCUUACAUUUCAAGUGGCCAUUAGGGGCCCCUAUGCUGGCAGCAAUAUAUGCAAUGAGUAUGGUUUUAAAAAUGCUGCCUGCCCUGGGUAUGGCGUGUCCACCCAAAUGCCGCUGUGAGAAGCUGCUCUUCUACUGCGACUCUCAGGGCUUCCGCUCAGUGCCAAACGCCACAGACAAGGGCUCUCUGGGCCUGUCCCUGAGGCACAAUCACAUCACAGAGCUCGAAAGGGAUCAAUUUGCCAGCUUCAGUCAACUUACGUGGCUCCACUUAGACCACAAUCAAAUUUCAACAGUAAAAGAAGAUGCUUUUCAAGGACUAUACAAACUUAAGGAAUUAAUCUUAAGUUCCAACAAAAUAUUUUAUUUGCCAAACACAACUUUUACUCAACUGAUUAACCUGCAAAAUUUGGACCUGUCUUUUAAUCAGCUGUCAUCUCUGCACCCAGAGCUCUUCUAUGGCCUUCGGAAGCUGCAGACCUUGCAUUUAAGGUCCAACUCCCUGCGGACUAUCCCAGUACGUCUAUUCUGGGACUGUCGUAGUCUGGAGUUUCUGGAUUUGAGCACAAACCGUUUGCGAAGUUUGGCUCGCAAUGGAUUUGCAGGAUUAAUCAAACUGAGAGAGCUUCACCUAGAGCACAACCAGCUGACGAAGAUUAAUUUUGCUCACUUCCUACGGCUAAGCAGUCUACAUACACUCUUCUUACAAUGGAACAAAAUCAGCAACUUGACAUGUGGGAUGGAGUGGACCUGGAGCACUUUAGAAAAGCUAGACCUGACUGGAAAUGAAAUCAAAGCCAUCGACGUGACAGUGUUUGACACAAUGCCUAAUCUUAAAAUUCUCCUCAUGGAUAACAACAAGUUAAAUAGCCUUGAUUCCAAGAUCUUAAACUCCCUGAGAUCCCUCACAACUGUUGGCCUCUCUGGCAAUCUGUGGGAAUGCAGCCCUCGAAUAUGUGCUCUGGCCUCCUGGCUGGGCAGUUUCCAAGGUCGGUGGGAACAUUCCAUCCUAUGUCACAGCCCUGACCACACCCAAGGAGAGGAUAUACUAGAUGCAGUCCAUGGAUUUCAGCUCUGCUGGAAUUUAUCAACCACUGUCACAGCCAUGGCUACAACUUAUAGGGAUCCAACCACUGAAUAUACAAAAAGAAUAAGCUCAUCAAGUUACCAUGUGGGAGACAAAGAAAUCCCAACUACUGCAGGCAUAGCAGUUACUACUGAGGAACACUUUCCUGAACCAGACAAUGCCAUCUUCACUCAGCGGGUAAUUACAGGAACAAUGGCUUUAUUGUUUUCUUUCUUUUUUAUUAUUUUUAUAGUGUUCAUCUCCAGGAAGUGCUGCCCUCCCACUUUAAGAAGAAUUAGGCAGUGCUCAAUGAUUCAGAACCACAGGCAGCUCCGAUCCCAAACACGACUCCAUAUGUCAAACAUGUCAGACCAAGGACCGUAUAAUGAAUAUGAACCCACCCAUGAAGGACCCUUCAUCAUCAUUAAUGGUUAUGGACAGUGCAAGUGUCAGCAGCUGCCAUACAAAGAAUGUGAAGUAUAAUAUCUACCCAUCAUCAAAAAUUACAUCAGAUAAGUAACCUAUUUUACAUAGUAGGGGAUAAAUACAUACCUAAUUUUUACCAAUGGUGACAUUAAGCCUAAUUUUCCAAACCAAGUGGAGACUUAAGUUUUUGAAGUGUUAAAGUAUUUUUAAUUUUUUUUAAUGAACCCAUAUUUUAAGUGUUAUAUGAAGCAAAGCUCAUAUUAAUUUCCACUCUUGUUGCAAAAUCUAAAAAUGCUUACUUCAAAAUAAGACAUUUCAUGUAUGUAAUUAUUAUAUACUAUCAUGUGUAAACAUUUACACUAAGGUCUCCAUAUGCUAUUUUUUUCUACUGAAAACAGUUUGGAAAGAAGCUACUGAGCAGAUAAAGAUACGGAUCAAUACUUGUUAGAUCACUGCUCUCCAUCCCAAGAACCACAACUGGCUUGCUGCUUAAAAGGAGGCUUAGCAAAGUUCUCUUCUAUAAUCAUUUGUUAUUUACUCAAAUCUACAAUUUAUUGCCAGUGUGGGAAGUAGAAUUUCAUGUAUGCUGAAGACUGGUAAAUAUUAAACACUCUUCUUCCAGAGUUUUUGCCUGGGUUAGUAGAUAUUAUCAAAGUCCACAUUAUGAAAUCAGAACCCUUUAUGUAAUUCUAAUGAGCUGAGUGACUCUUUAAUAUAUUUAAACAAUGAAUCCAAUUGAUUGUGAAAAGGUCUCAUUACAAUGAAAUCAAUAGUAAAUAAUUACACUGACUUCACAUCA